Dimorphilus gyrociliatus is the source of this 1109-nucleotide messenger RNA. The record is from the annotation of a GenBank genome assembly. NCBI's taxonomy places the organism in Eukaryota, Metazoa, Annelida, Polychaeta, Dinophilidae.
AUUUCUCCAGAAAACUCUCACAGAGGAGUGACUCAGAGCUGUCAUUAGUAACCUCAGGUACUAAACAAAUAAUGACGAUAACUCAUAGUAAAAAAAAGGCCGCCAACGCUUGAGCGUAUCAGAAACUAGAUCGCUGGAGUUCGUCGCUAGCAGUUUCGACCGAGACACCGAAUGAAAUGUCCAAAACAGCGGAAUAUCUUCCUGUACACCUGAACAUUUCACAAGCCGCACCUGUGAACAAAACGGAACAGUAUGAUCACAAGCGCAGUUCAUCGGAUAGCUGUAUUCAACAAAAAAAUCCUCAAAUUAUCAUUGACAUUAAUCAAGAUACGAAAGACAGGGAUUGUUUCAAACUAGUCAUAUUCAGUUUGGGAAUAAUUGUAUUUUUCUGCCUGUUUAUUUUUCUCGGAAGAGACUAUAUAAAAUACCUCCUUUUGUUCAUAGAGAAGACUGAUAUAUCAAUAAGUUUUGCAAUAUUCUCUGUACUCUUUACCAUAGUAUCAUUCCCAGUAGCAUGGGGGUAUGUUCUCUUGAAUGUAGCAGCUGGAUACCUGUUCGGGCUUACUGUGGGGGCCAUUUUUGUGGCAUUAUGUGCACCUGUGGGCAUCUUAAUAGCACAUUUAUCAAUUAGAAGAUUUUGCAACGACGUUGUUAUGUCUAAAUUAUUGACGAACAAUCUACAAUCUCUUGUUAAAAUAGUAGAAAGUGGGCAGGGAACGAAAGUCAUUUUUCUCGCCAGAUUGACUCCCAUACCUUUCGGAUUGCAAAAUGCUGUUUUCGCAAUAUCUAAUAUCGGAACUGUUCGAUAUUUGAUAGCAUCGAUACUAGGUCUUUUGCCUACUCAAGUAUUAAAUGCCUAUAUUGGUUCAACUCUUCGUUCAAUGGAGGAAGUUGUAUCAGAUAAAUCUCAGAAUAUUACUGGUUACUUAGUAUUUAUUAUUCAAUUGUUGGUUACCCUUCUGUUACUAGCUUAUAUCAUAAGAAAAGCCAAGCAAGAAUUCAAUAAAGCACUUGAUGUAGACGUUGAAUCGCCUUCUCCGGCGUCUCUCUCGGAACCAGUUUCACCUGCAAACGUGCUUUCGAAACCAUUUUUUAAUAAGGCUCUUUAG